Messenger RNA from Strongyloides ratti, 621 nucleotides. RefSeq lists its product as hypothetical. The record is from RefSeq and is a predicted model, not a curated record. Bases 1 to 621 code for a protein of 206 amino acids. The transcript is spliced from 3 exons. Lineage: Eukaryota; Metazoa; Nematoda; Chromadorea; Rhabditida; Strongyloididae.
AUGAAUUUAUUAACAAUUAAUUUUUUUGCUUUAUUCUUCGGAAGUAUCAUUUUGACAAUCAAUGGAUGUCGUCAUAAGUGUACAAAAUUUUUUAGAAAACGCUGUGUUUUGACAGUGGACAUUGAUCUGGAUAGAUUCUUUGGUAUGGCAUUUUCUUGUAUGUCUCCGAUGGUUUUUCAAGAAUUGUAUAGAAUGAAUAAACAACGCUAUCGUUUGAAUCCUCGAGAAAAUAAAAGAAUGUUACUACAAAUGAGCAAGUAUGCGAACAGUAAUUUACGUCCACAAAAUAUAAUGCAAAUUUGCACCAAAUGUGGAGGGAUGUGUGGAAUGAUGACACAAUUAGAAUUUGUUGGAGCAGUAAUGCAAGGAAAUAGUUUUCGACAAAAUAGUUUUCGCCGUGGAAGUAUGCUCACAGUUAGUCAGCGUCAAAGAAAUGUACAUGCCAAUGCAAUUCAUGAAAAUCAUAUUUAUGAAAGUAUUCGACGUGGUAGUGGUCGUGGAAGUUUUAUUAGUCGUGGUGGCAGUUUCCAACGUCCUGGUUCAAUGCAUCAUAGUGCUAGCGUAAGAGCGCGUCAAAGGGCAGUAUUUGCUAAUGCACGUCGAGAUAGUGUUGAUUAUUAA